Messenger RNA from Colletotrichum destructivum, 2133 nucleotides. RefSeq names its product Putative restriction of telomere capping protein. The coding region runs from base 336 to 2039 and encodes 567 amino acids. NCBI's taxonomy places the organism in Eukaryota, Fungi, Ascomycota, Sordariomycetes, Glomerellales, Glomerellaceae. The transcript is spliced from 2 exons. The record is from RefSeq and is a predicted model, not a curated record.
CCUCAACCGGCAACGAUUUUUGUGGCCCUCGGUUGCCAAACAACAACCUCUCUUCACACUCGAUGCGUUCGUACCCUCGCAUCGUAGCUAACAGGCCGUCAAUCGGCGUUUGCUGCAUUGCCCCACACCGCACAUGUUGACUACUUCUGGCCCGAUUCUGUCCCCUCACCAAGGCCCUUGAUUGGCUGUCUAGCUGAUCAGGACUGAUGGUAAACUCCCUUUGAGAAGCUUGCACAUCAUUGCUGGCGUCACGCUCAACGAAGUUGCCUCUGCGCCUAGAAUACCGCCCGCAUCAGCCGGACUAGAGGAGAGCCUCAAAACUCGACUCUAGCAACAUGGCCAGCAGGAGCGAUUAUCAGACUGGGCGGCGAGCGGGACUAUCGAGAAAUGCGAUGCCCCCUCCUUUACUCAAAACUGUCAACGGCAAGGCUCGUUUCGAGCCCAAAAACAUUGAUGACCCGCCCAUGGAUGACACGGAAUCGGAGUUGAGUGAGCCCGAGGCUCCCUCGCUCAGCCAGCCGCGCCUAUCGGCGAAUCUCCAAGGCAGUAGGCCAGACCAAAUGCUCAUAAAGCCUUCGCUACUGUCGAAGCACGCGGAGAACCGCCCCCAGAGCAACUCCAACCCCGCUACCGACUAUUCAGACUCAGACGAAAGUCCACGACCAUCCCGGGCAGACAUUCAACGGACCCCUUACUAUGGUACUUCCAAGAGGGGACAGGAACAAGCUAGACAGUACAGCGCGUUACAGGAGCGUAACUCGGAUCCGAAGCGGACUGUUAACUCACAGAAGUCAGAGACCAUGGCUCGUCCGAUCAAGAGGAACUCGUCCGUCGAUGCUGCGUCUCACCUCAUCUCUAACAAAAAGAGGGCACUGACCAGCAGGCUUGACGAGGCGAGAGAGGUGAGAAAACUGAGGGGUGAACCGAAAUCCUACUCUCAGAAGGACAAAAACGCCAGUCAGCGGCCGAGGAAUGUGUCUGAGAAACCGACGACCAGGAGUUCGCGAGGGAAGACUGCAGCCAACCGGAAGGGAGAAAAUCGUUCAACACCCCCCAAAAAGCCACUACCGUCAUUCAAGGCAUAUGACGAUGACCCAUUUGAUCAAUUUCCCGGCAAGGCUUCGCCCAAAGGCCUCAUGAAACUUCCAUCUUGGCCGUCCUCACCUCCUGGUAGCCCUCCAAAGGCGUCUUUCCUCAAGCAUUCAUCUCUCAGCCCUGGCGCAUCGCCUCGACGCCCCAUCAAGGCCGAAUUCAAGCACCCAUCUGGAUCCCUGCCUGAACCUCUGCAGAGUCCUGAGAGGAAAUCAACUGAUCUUCUCCGCGACCCAGAGUUGAGCCCCAAGCCCCUGUGUAAAGGGAAGGAGGAGCACGACUCGUUCUUUGACCUCUCGGACCUCUCGGACCAAUCAAGUUCCGACGUUGACAGAGAGACACGAUGCCCAAUGUGCGGUGAUACCGUUGCCAAGACUCUCUUGGACAGCUUUUCGGGGGGGUCGCGGCUGCAUAUUCGUAGGCAGAUCCAGUUCUGUCGAUUACACAAAAAGAAGUCGGCCGAGGAUGCUUGGGAUGCUCGGGGAUAUCCCAGCAUUAAUUGGGAGUGUCUUGGCUCUCGACUAACAACUCAUUACGACUUUCUUCGGUGCAUCAUCAACGGUGGUUCGUCCCACUACGCGUCACUACUGGUCGCCAAGGUCAAAGAAGGCAAGAAUCGCACCCUCCUGAAGGCGGAGGACAGCCUCACGCCUGGGUACUACGGCCCACGCGGCCUGCGUGCAUUUUCCGAAAACAUUAUUGGCAAAUUCUCGUCGAUGCUGAGAGAGCGAGCCGUGGAAGACCGGCUCAUAUCAUCGCGUGGAUACUCCAGUUAUGUGGAGGCAGUCUUGGUUCCCGAGCUGGCCGUUCAGUUGAUCUCCGAGGACAUGGAGGUUGAGGCUGACGAAGCAAGAAAGAUACUCGAGGAAAGCAGGUGGAUUGGCGAUCUGCUUCAUGAAGACACUGGAGAUACAGUUGACCAUCUCAGCGGCGAUGAACGGGUUUGACAUUGAAGGAACAAAUAUGAUGAUCGGCAUGUAACGGAUGAGCUUUUAAGCAGUUCAAGACCCGGCCGUCAACAGGUGGCCUUUGUUGGGCUAU